Molecule: messenger RNA, 1091 nt
Organism: Polistes dominula (European paper wasp)
Lineage: Eukaryota; Metazoa; Arthropoda; Insecta; Hymenoptera; Vespidae
Source: RefSeq, a predicted model, not a curated record
CCUGCGAGAGAACGAGACAGAAUAUAGCUAUACAGUUUUUCCUAUUCUCAGUCUUUGAUUCGUAGUCCCCGCUCCUGGCUACUAAGCUUUUUGUGUGUGUGUGUCAAAGCAAAGGCAAGCUCUGCGCGUGGCAUGAUGUUGCUAUGUCAGAGCGUUGCUACGUUAACCAUCAACGGUUUUUCAUAACCAACAUAAUCAACCAACCGUACUUUGUCCAUUACAAAAAAAAUUUUCCUAUUUCUUCACUGGACGUCUACGGCGAUACAUCUUAGACAAUCUGUGAAUAAAUAACAUUACAAGCAACUAAGAGUUGACGAAAUUCGACAAACAAGGUUAAGUUCCACACUAUCAUUUAUAUUUAUUAUAAAUAAGACUUCAUCGUUGCAUUUGCAUACAGGCGAAGUCAAAAGAAGGUAAGCUACAUGUCCUAUUUUUGCUUGGACGAUAUUAUAUUUUUUAUAUAUAAACUAGGGUUUUUUAGGAAGGGAAUCUUUCCUUUAACGAACAAAUAAGGUUUUAUUAUACCAUCUAUUAGGUUCGAUCACAUGUUUUAUUUUUCAUUUUAAUUUCUCUCAUUUUCCCCUCAUCAUAGCUUUUCGUUUAGGCCAGAAGACUUUAUUUUUCAUAUAUCUGUUUAACAAUAAAAAAAAAUGCCGCAAACUAGAGAAAAAAAGUGUGAAAUUAAGCAGAAAAACACGAUAAGGAAGAUUCCAAAGAGUUCAACAGAAUGUGUUCGUACAUUUCGUGCACUCCAAAAGGCGUUAUUAAAUGUGCAGAAUAAUAUCUCUAAUGCGGGUAAUAAUGCGUCCACUAUUAGAAAUAGUGAAAACGAUCAUCAUGAUUCGCAAUUGGAUAUUGUGAAUUGUGAUUCAAGUGUCUCUUUACUGAAAAAUAACGCCGAACAGUGUCGUGAAAAUCUGCAGAAAGAAAAUAUUAGCAAAGUUUCAAAGAGUUCGACGGAACGCGUCGUGCAUUUCGUGCACGCAGAGAGGUGUUUAAUUACCAUACAUAUUUUAGUUACCUCAUUUCUUCAAAUUGAGAACUUGCUUAUUGUGUAAUAUGUUAUGUAUUAUAUGUCAAUAAAACGUAAA